Penicillium argentinense is the source of this 1062-nucleotide messenger RNA. Its product is annotated as glycoside hydrolase family 18 protein. Gene Ontology annotation, molecular function: chitin binding; chitinase activity. The coding region runs from base 1 to 1062 and encodes 353 amino acids. The record is from RefSeq and is a predicted model, not a curated record. Gene Ontology annotation, cellular component: extracellular region. NCBI's taxonomy places the organism in Eukaryota, Fungi, Ascomycota, Eurotiomycetes, Eurotiales, Aspergillaceae. Gene Ontology annotation, biological process: carbohydrate metabolic process; chitin catabolic process. The transcript has 5 exons.
AUGUUCUCGAACCUGUUCCGCCGGCGGCCUGUCGACCCCGCGCCCGCCUCGUAUGAGGUGCCUUUGUACACAAACGCCGCUUACUAUCCCAACUGGCGCAUCUACCGCAAGCAGCCUCCGUCCUCGCUGCGAUUGGGCUUCGUGUCCCAUGUAUUCUAUGCAUUCGCUUGGGUCAGAGAGGAUGGCACCGUCUACCUGAGUGACGAGUGGGCCGAUACCCAGAUGCCCGUCGAUGGCACCGAGGGCUGCCUCCGGGCCUUUGUGCAGCUGAAGCAGCAGUACUCGCAGAUGCGUGUCAUCCUCUCGGUUGGUGGCGGGGGAAAAGGUAGUGAGAACUUUGCCGCCGUUGCUCACAGUCGGUCUCGAUUGGAAACCUUUGUCCGCAGCGCACGGCAGCUGGUUGAUCAGUACGGUCUAGAUGGCAUCGAUGUGGAUUGGGAACACCCCGCCAACUCGAAAGAGGGCAAGGACUACGUCCGUCUCCUGUCCAAGUUGCGAGAGGUGCUCCCGGCACCGCGGUAUGUCCUGGCGACGGCUCUUCCGGCAAGCCAAUGGUUUCUCCGACAUAUUGACCUGGGAGCUGCGCACAAGCAUUUGGAUAUGAUUAAUCUGAUGGCCUACGACUUCUCCGGGCCCUGGGAGUCCGAGGCCAACCACCAGGCCCAGCUCCACGGCUCACCGAUCUCUGGCUAUUCAUCAGUUGACUAUGCGUUGAUGCAGGGAGUUCCGUCCCGCAAGAUCAUCCUUGGAAUUCCUGUCUAUGGGCGUUCUUUCCUCGGUUGCGCCGGACCGGGCCAGCGGUACGCCGGCCAUGGUGGAGAAGAUGGAGUCUUCGAUUACAGUGAUUUACCACGUCCGGGAACCCAGGAAAGCCGGUGCUGCAUACUCUGUCGGGGGGAUGGCGGGUUUGUCACGUAUGAUAACCCGGCGACAGUGCAACAAAAGGCCACUUUUGUGACCUCGUCCAAGCUGGGCGGACUGUUCUACUGGCACAUCUGCUCAGAUGCGCGAGGUCCACGCAGUCUCCUGGAAACUGGAUACAAUACCCUUCAUGAAAUGUGA